Acanthochromis polyacanthus (spiny chromis) is the source of this 2982-nucleotide messenger RNA. It is a transcript of the gene eef2k, whose product is annotated as eukaryotic elongation factor 2 kinase. Gene Ontology annotation, biological process: protein phosphorylation. NCBI's taxonomy places the organism in Eukaryota, Metazoa, Chordata, Actinopteri, Pomacentridae. Bases 290 to 2602 code for a protein of 770 amino acids. The record is from RefSeq and is a predicted model, not a curated record. Gene Ontology annotation, molecular function: ATP binding; calmodulin binding; elongation factor-2 kinase activity. The transcript is spliced from 20 exons.
CCAGCAGGCAGCAGUGCUGUACGUGCAGCCGGAGCUCGCUGAAGUGGUGGACGGUUCCACGGGAACACGAGCUCGCUGCCAGUCACGUCCCAGGAUCUUCAGGACACCGUGGAGAACCAAGACCGACCCAUUCCGGUCUGGGAGGAGGACUGAGCUGCAGCUCCUGUUUAUUCAACCUCCAACUGAAAGCCGAGAGAGCAGAGGAAGGAGCGGAUCUAGUUUUCACAUGCUGUCAAGAUAAAGGCAUUAGAGGUGUCACUGAAUUCGAUUACAAGCAGCUGCAGACAUCAUGGAGGACGAGCUGAUGUUCAGCAUGGAGGAGGACGGCAGCGCCAAGAGACCCCCGGUGCAGAGGAGCGUGCACCAGCUGCGGACGUCCUCCCUCAGCGAUGCCAACGCCAGCGACAGCGAUGACGACGACCACUUCAUCUGCCCCAUCCUGGACGACUCCGCCAGAGAAGUCUGUCACUACUUGAAGGAUCUGGUUUACAGUCGGCAGCUGUCAAACUCUCCCAGGGGCAACUUCAUGUACAGGAGCGAUGAAACAGACACAGCGGCAGAGCCUCGCUCGUACAAGGUUUUGUCUGAGAAAGCACGGGCGGCAUGGCUACACGCGAUCGCAAAGGCCAAAUCCAUGCCCGACCCCUGGGCUCAGUUUCAUCUGGAGGACAUCGCGACUGAGCCGUGCAUCCGUUACAGGUACAACGCCGUCACAGGAGAGUGGGCCCAAGACCAGGUCCACAUCAAGAUGGCUGCCCAGCCGUUUGGGAAAGGGGCCAUGAGGGAGUGCUUCAGAACGAAGAAGCUGUCGAAUUUCUCACACAGCAGCAACUGGAAGUCGGCGUCCAACUACGUGGCCAAGCGCUACAUGGAGACGGUGGACAGAAAUGUUUACUUUGAGGACGUGAGGCUGCAGAUGGAGGCCAAGCUCUGGGGAGAGGAGUACAAUCGGCAUAAACCGCCCAAACAGGUGGACAUCAUGCAGAUGUGUGUGAUGGAGAUGACAGAGCGACCAGGUAGCCCUCUCUUCCACCUGGAGCAUUACAUCGAGGGAAAGUACAUCAAGUACAACUCCAACUCCGGCUUCGUGAGGGACGACAACAUCCGGCUCACUCCGCAGGCCUUCAGUCACUUCUCCUUCGAGCGGUCGGGCCACCAGCUGAUCGUGGUGGACAUCCAAGGAGUCGGAGAUCUUUACACCGACCCUCAGAUCCACACAGAGAAAGGGGACGACUUUGGAGACGGAAACCUAGGUGUGCGAGGGAUGGCGCUGUUCUUCCACUCCCACAUGUGUAACAAGAUCUGUAAGAGCAUGGGCCUGACGCCUUUCGACCUCGCCCCUGCAGAGAAGACGCAGCUGGAUGGCACCAACAAACUGCUUAAGUCGGCCCAGACGAUGCUGAGGGGCUGCGAGGAACCCUGCGGUUCUCCUCGUGUUCGCACCUUCUCAACCGGACGGGCGCCUCCGUUGUUGUCCCGCCUCUCCGAGACUUCGUCUGCAGAUGAGAGCAUGAGCGACGUGGACUCGGCCCCCUGCUCCCCCCUCAUCCUGCCCUGCUCCCCGCUAGCUGCAGUCGGAUCUAUGGGCAAGUCACACACCGGUUUGUCUUUUGCUGGAAUGAACGAGCACGAAAGACUAAACCAUAGCAACGCAGGUGAACACAAGGAGUCGGAUAGCGGCGGAGACAGCGGCUACCCCAGCGAACGGAGAAGCGAUGGGGAUCCAAAUGACCACGUAGACGGGGCCCAUCAUCGCUGCCACAGACAUUAUUCCGAGUCGGACGAGGACAGUGUCAGACGGAGGAAGAUGGUGGCUCCUCCAAGAGUGUCUGCAAACUCAGAUUCAUACAAUCCUGACAAUGAAUGGCUGACAGAAGAGAAGUGGAGUUUCUACCAUUCAUCUCGCGCUCAUGUCCAUCGACCUUCCUGCGUGGCCACCGAGGUGGAGAGACUCAACUCUCUGCUGCAGAAGAAGAUCGGACAAUCAAUCCUCGGAAAGGUCCACCUGGCGAUGGUGCGGUACCACGAAGGCGGUCGUUUCUGUGAGAAGGACGAGCCGUGGGACCAGAACUCGGCCAUGUUCCACCUGGAGAGAGCUGCUCUGUGUGGAGAGCUGGAGGGCAUUGUGGCUUUGGGACAGUGUUACCUGCAGCUGCCUCAUCACAUACUGCCCGACAUGGAGCUGGAGGAUAACGCAGGAAACAGGAUGAAAGGUUUCAAGUAUCUGCUGCAGGCUGCUGAGGCUGGUGACAGAUCUUCUAUGAUCAUAAUGGCCAGAGCCUUCGAUACUGGAAUCAAUCUGUCUGCUGACAGAAAGCAGGACUGGGGGGAAGCGAUUCACUGGUACGACAGUGUGCUGAACAUGACGGACUACGACGAGGGUGGAGAGUUUGAUGGGACGCUGGACGAACCUCGCUAUCUGCUGCUGGCCAGAGAGGCUGAGAUGUACCAAGAAGGAGGUCACGGCCUCACCGCAGACCCUCAGAGAGCAGGCGAUUUGUUUACAGAAGCUGCCGAAGCUGCGAUGGCGGCCAUGAAGGGACGACUGGCCAAUCAGUACUACAUGAAGGCUGAGGAGGCCUGGGCGCUAAUGGAGGAGUAACUCUGAAUGUUUUCUAUCGAAGCCGUGGGAGUUCACGUGUGAUUUCUAGUCACGCUGGUUUUUACACAUUCAGGAGACGACCUGAAUGCUAACAGUUUACAUAUUUAAUAUGACAGAAUUUUUUUGCUGUGGUUUGUUUGUUUGUGAGUGUGUUAAGGUUUCGUUCUUUCCGUUUGUGAAACUAGUCUUCCCGACUGCUAUUUCCAAUAAUAUCCAGUUUCUACAUAACUUCGAGAUAAGUGAAUGUGGCUGUAUGAAAGACAAGCUGUAAAGGAUGAAAGUAAAAAAUGUUUACUUAUUUUACCCGGAAUGUUAAUAAAUUUAUGUUUGAAAAAAUGUACAUAAAGAGAAUAAAGUUUAAAAGUAUUAGUUAAAAUUUC